AUGCAAGAGCUGCUACAAAGGGAACAGUCCAGCGAAGGCGUAGACGAUUACAUCCACCACAUGCGGCGGCUAGCUUUUCGUUUCCAGAAGCCUCUCCGAGACCGUGAACUGGUGAAAAUAAUAAAGCGCUGUAGGGCGGCAAAACCUUAUGUUAACUCUAUCAUCAUAGUGUCCGAGCAGCGUCUCGAUAGCUCGUCGCCCAAAGUGGAACUGUUUGAGGUUGACUUUGAGCCCGAAGAGAAGUUUGUAGAGGAACAGCUCGAACAAGAGGAGGAAGAAACUUCAAUAGCAACAGUGAAGACAGAGGAAAGCAAUGUCAAACAACGCUCCCAGCAUCGACGCAAAUCCUAUAAUCCCGCUCUACAAUGCCCGAUGUGCAGCAAGCAGCUGAGCACGAGUAACUCCUUUAAAUAUCACAUGCAAUUGCAUGGCGAGGAUCGUCCCUAUGUGUGCAACAUUUGCGGCGAUUCAUUCAAGACACGCAACACAUACGAUGACCAUGCAACGCUCCACAAUCCCAACAAUUCGAACAAAUGUCGCACGUGCGGCAAAACGUAUCGUCAGGCCUCUUCACUGCGCUCCCAUCUCUUGAGCCACACCGGUGUCAAGCCCUUCACCUGCGACAUAUGCGGAAAGGGUUUAACACAGAAGUCCGGCUACAAGAAGCACAUGCUGACGCACACGGGCGAAAAGCCGCACACCUGCGACAGCUGUGGACGCAGCUUCCGCUACUCCAGCAAUUUGAUUGCCCACAAACGUUCGCAUUCCCGCAAAGUUGGUGCCGUCGAUCAACAAAAGGAGCAGCUCGAAUAAUGCUAUAUGUACGACCAUAUAUAUAUAUAUAGAAGAAGCCACCACGAAGCCAAAACACUUUCACCUUAUGAAAACCUUAUGUACAAGAAUCAACAAACAUCAAUCGGCAAGUUGCUGUUAAGUUUAGUUCUAAGUGAUUAAGAUUAGAAUUCGGCUGGCACCGCAUUUUCCAUUUUGGAUAUUCAUGCCCUGCGGCAAACUUAAUAUUAACAUAGAAUAAGUAAGGUACAUUUAAAUAUUUUUUAAAUGUAUAAAU
Messenger RNA from Drosophila sulfurigaster albostrigata, 1069 nucleotides. RefSeq names its product zinc finger protein Gfi-1b-like. The record is from RefSeq and is a predicted model, not a curated record. NCBI's taxonomy places the organism in Eukaryota, Metazoa, Arthropoda, Insecta, Diptera, Drosophilidae. The transcript is spliced from 3 exons. Gene Ontology annotation, biological process: regulation of transcription by RNA polymerase II. Bases 1 to 813 code for a protein of 270 amino acids. Gene Ontology annotation, molecular function: RNA polymerase II cis-regulatory region sequence-specific DNA binding; DNA-binding transcription factor activity.